GUCGUCGCCAUGUCCCUCGAACCGUACACGACGUCCUUCGAGGCCGCGGCCGUGCGCGAGCUCCGCAACCUGCUGCCGUGCCGCGUCUUCGUGCUUCCCGACGCUCCCCCCGGCAAAGUCCUUGUCACGCUGACCGCGUCGCACAACAGCGUCGAUCACUUCGUCGUUCAGCUGCUGCAUGGCGUGCUGACACUGCGCACCACGCAUGGGCACCUCACAGGUCAAGUGCUCGUUCAAGUGCAAGUUGACGAGGCCGCGUUGACAGCCACCAAGAUCACAAAUGCUGGCGGCGGGGAUCUUUGCAUGGAUGGCGUGGCGCGCAAAGCGCAAGGAAGCCACUUGUGUCUGGUGCAGGAGGGCCACGGCAGCAUGCACAUGGAGACGCCCGAGCUCUCACUGACGCGCUUUGCAUGCCAUGUCAGCGGUGAUGGCGCGAUUCGAGUUGACGCCGGCGCGCUCAACCUGUGCUCCCUCGACUCGACCGUCUCGGGCCAAGGCAGUAUAUCCGUCUACGCUGAAACCAUCAACACGACAUAUGCAAGCAGCCGCGUGCAAGGCGCCGGCGUCAUCAACCUUGGUGCGCGAAAUGCGUGGCAGGCGACGUCCGUGCAAGCAGCUGUCCAAGGCGCGGGCGUCGUGUGCCUCCGAGGCGCCGGGACGUGCGUCGUCGCCACUGCGACCGUCACGGGGAGCGGCCGCAUUCGAACAGACGCGCUAUCAGCCCACGAGGUUGAUGCGACAGUUUACGGCCCUGGGUCGAUUAUGACGCAGGCCGUGCACGAACUCCGCACUAAGUCCGUCGGUCCCGGUCUGAUUUACUACACAAAGAUGCCGCCAGAAGCGUGCCAUGGUCCGUGCUCGCACUUGUACAAUCCGUCGCCGGUCAUCGUGCCCGAAGCAGUGCCAUUUCCCGACCGUGUGCCCGAUACGAUUGAUGUCGAUAGUUCAAGCUCAUGGGAGUGCAACAUUAUGUAAUGACCACCAGCAUUAUUGGA
Saprolegnia diclina VS20 is the source of this 995-nucleotide messenger RNA. RefSeq lists its product as hypothetical. Lineage: Eukaryota; Oomycota; Saprolegniomycetes; Saprolegniales; Saprolegniaceae. The transcript has a single exon. The coding region runs from base 10 to 975 and encodes 321 amino acids. The record is from RefSeq and is a predicted model, not a curated record.